This is a messenger RNA of Aegilops tauschii subsp. strangulata, 2671 nucleotides long. The record is from RefSeq and is a predicted model, not a curated record. NCBI's taxonomy places the organism in Eukaryota, Viridiplantae, Streptophyta, Magnoliopsida, Poales, Poaceae.
UGAGCAGUAUAUAAAAAUGUUAGUAGCAGUGAAUUACUGUAGUUUUUUUCUUUACAGGAACACCAUGCAUUCCAUUAAGGCAGAGUCGCCUGUCACCAGAAUGCUUACAGAUUCUGUGAUAUCCGUCAGCCACUCUGGUUGCACUCGGGCUUAAACUGUUACUGUAUGGAAACUGUGCCGAAUAUUUCUUUUCUUCCCGCAAAAUAAGGGCGAUGGAACGUGGGGUUGCUAGUCAUAGGAUUAGACUUUGUCAACUCUUCCAGCAUUUUUAACAAAUAAAAAAAAAUAGUACUUCAGACUCCGUUUCAUUGCAUAAGUGAAAUUCAGGUAUCGUGAAGUAGAACUAGUAUUUAUAUUGAAAUUGAAAAAAAAAAACUAUUUAUUUAUAGCUAAUGCGUCCACUUCGUACUGCCUUAGAGUCACCUUUUGAAGAGGCACUUGCCAAAAAAAAAAUCUUGAAGAGACACAUUCAUGGAUCGAAAUUCCCUUCAUUUAUAAGAAAAAAAUAUGAAAGGUGCGCAUACACUUGCGGCGACACAGGUUAUUGCCCUUUUUAUUUCCAUGAUCCAGAUGUUUGAUUUGGUUGGGUGCAUUUCCGAACGCUACUUUCGCUUGGUCGAUCUCCACGUUCUGCUUAAGAUAUCCUAGGCGAAAAGCAGAAUUAGUUCGUGGUUUACUUGUCCGCUAUGUGCGUUGGAACGAGAGGAUACGUCCAUGUAUUUUGCGGUGCUCCCGAUCGGUGGAACUCUGGUGUGCCAUGGCAAAGCAUUGGAAUUUGCCCAACAGGGAACGAGAUCCUCUGACUUAGGAACGUCUACUGCAGAGGGACGCCGUACAACCUGCACCGUCCAUCAGGCAUCCAAUGACACACGCACGAACUACAGCCUUUCUCUCGGAUGGAAGCAGAAAUAAGCGGCCCAUGCGGCCCAGUCCGACGCUACCGAGGGAAGCGAGGGGAAAAAGGGCGCGAGAUGCCACAGAAAAGGGCGCCAACAGCUGCCAGGAGUAUAGAACGGCGCCAAGUUAAUCGGAAGAAGAUCCCGGCGACUGGCUGGGACGGAUGCUCUGCUCGUCAAUCUCAGUAAGUCUGCAUAGUCCUUUCUGUAAUCUCUAAACAUGAAUAAAACACUAAAAUUGAUUGAACUUUCACCAUCAGAUCACUUUAGAAAAUGAUCAAAUUUCCCUUUUGUGAUGGAAGAAGCAUCUUGCUAGUUGAUCGGAAGGAGAUCCCUGGUGCCUGACGGGGACGACUGCUCUGCUCGUCAAUCUUAGUAAGUCUCCACAGUCCUUUCUCUGACAUCUAAGCAUGAACAAAACACUAAAAUUGAUUGAACUUUCACCAUCAGAUUACUUUAGACAGGGCAGUAUCAAGUUGUACCAAAGCAUUGGAUGGUUGUAAUGAAUAUCUUGUCGGAGAUUUUACCUUUGAGGAGGAGAAUAAAGUUAACGGUGAUCCUUUAAAGCAAACAGUUGAGUGCAGCUGCCGGCAGUUUGAUAGAAUUGGGAUAUUAUGUGGCCAUGCUCUUAAAAUUCUUGAUUUGAUGAACAUCAAGUCACUACCGGCACAUUAUGUGUUAAAGCGGUGGACACGAGAAGCACGGAGCGGAACUGUACAAGACAACAUGGGAAGAAAUAUAAUUGCAAAUCCAAAUAUGGAUGCUAUUCUUGGCUACCGAUAUAUGUCCCUCAAAUUUCAAAUUUUGGCACAUAGAGCAGCCAACUUUCAAGAAUGCAUCAUGUUAGUAGACAACUCACGUGACAUCCUUGGUAAGCGGAUUGAAGAAAAAAUUAGUGCAUUCACAAGCACAUCUGGGUAUCCAUGUACGAUUCCCACAAAUGCUAGCACACCAAAUGACUUGUUGGCUAAUGCACGCCUAAAGAAAAAGGAGAUCGAAACAAAAAGUGCAAAACGAAAAAGAACUUGGCUCGAGAAGAAGCACAAGGCUAGGAAAAGGAGAGAAAACAAAACUACAUCACAGUUCGAGGAAGAGAAGAAACAAGAGGCUGGCGAAGAGGCAAGUAGUGCUGCUGGACAAGUUAAUGUUAUGGUUUAUAAGGAUAAUGGGAAGGAGUCUCAAGAUUACAAGGAUAAUCUUAGCUUCACUCAAUUGUUGAUGGGACCAAUUACAGAUGAUCUAUUUACUGGAUCCUGGUGAAGCACUACUGUAACAAGCAUGGUUUUGGCAAACUUGGCCAUUCAGUUCAGUUCUAGGUUCUAGUUGCUCAAUCCCUUUUGCCAUGCAUUUCAAAGAUAUUACUCCCUGGAUUGGCAUCUCUUUUGUUCAAUGCACCUGCAAGUUGUCUAUGCAUGCUCAUUGUACAUUCAGCAGUCAAAACAAGCAUUAUGACUUGCAAGUCAUUGUAUUCCUGGAAGGACAUGUUCUCAAAUUGUUAACAACAGGUGCUAUCAUCUGUAAUUAACAGCAUCACUAUUAUGCUCUCAAAUGAACAAUCUUUGAUCAGAACAAUACAAUAGUCACAGUACACAGAACUUCAUUGAUUCACAUUCAAUAUUUUGUAACAAUAAUCACACUCAAAUUCACUAAACUCCACACUCACAUGAUUACAAUCUGGAUACAAUAUUCAGCCACACUAUUCACUGGAAUAUACACUCAAUUCACAUCAAUUACAAGCUCAGUUUGGCAUUUCGCCUGAGUGUUGCCGCUUCUCU